This is a messenger RNA of Xyrichtys novacula (pearly razorfish), 1948 nucleotides long. The record is from the annotation of a GenBank genome assembly. Lineage: Eukaryota; Metazoa; Chordata; Actinopteri; Labriformes; Labridae.
AUGAGGGGAAAAAAACAAAAUAAAACAAAAAGGACACAACAGUGUGUCAUCAAUUAAAGAAAUAUGUCCUUGUACUCAUAAAAAAAGGUAUUUCUAUCGCCAGUCAGCUCAGUCUGGGACCUCCUAAACCCCUGUUUCCCCUCCGUACAGUUUCACUUAGAGCUUUAGGAAAGUAAUCCACAAGGGGCGCCAUUUGUCCACAAAGAUAUCAGCCUUUCCAUCUGUAAAACUCAAAAUUUCUUUGUAAACUUUGUUAUUUCUAUUAUUCUUGAGUUGAGCCCUACACUGCUACAACAAAAGUUCUGGUUUUAAAACUCAGGGAUAAAAUGAAUGUCUUGUUUGCCGGCUGACAUUUCGAUCCUCUGAGUUCUCUUUCCUCUGACUCAUGUGCUGAUAUUACAGCUGGUGGAGAGUCUGACUGGUCGGCAGCCUCGUUAACAUUUGAGUCACAUUGUGUCAUUAACAGUUCUUCACAGCAGAGCGGCCUCAUGUUGUGAUCAGGACACCUACAGCGCUCCUGCAGCUAAUCAUGACUGUCACAAAUAUGAACGUUACUUCUACAUUUACUUAUGUUACUUCUUAUGCGCCCAAUAUUUCACAUUUAAAGUUACGUUUACAUGAGCGUCAUUCAACCCAAGAGUCAGCUGUUAGAGGUUUUUGUUGGCCAUGUUCAUGUCCUCAUGGUUAAUAAUGACCUUAUCCAGUCUGGUGACACCUCUCUUCAUAACCUCCACCUCUUCAUCCCCUCACCUUCGCGUUUCUCCGCCAAUCACAUGCUUUUCUUGGCCUGAGGAUGAGGAGGAUUUGGAGAUGAAGAGGUCUAUUUAUCAGCGCAACACGUCCUACUCAAACAGUGUUAACACUCCACUCCUCCACUGUCACUUCAUCAUUGUUUUGUUGUACCCAGGCAGCAUUUCUACAUCAUCUUCAGGGUGGAGAGGAGGUUCAUUGUUUGAAGUGGAGAUGCUUCACCGUCAGUUUCAGUUGUUUCUCGUGGUGUUUUUUCCGUCUUUGCUCUUGUUGGAGAUCAGCGCCGUUCCUCGACCAGACAUGCUAAUGGGAACGCUGAGAGGAGACUUCUCAGACGACAAGGUUAGUGACCAAUACUUCACAUUCACGAUCACAACAGCAUUUCCUUUCUUAUUUCUGUCUGAAGAGCUUUUUUUGUUGGUAUUCCUUCAUGCCCCUCUCCAGGAUCUGGCUCCUUUCCUCUUGCUGAAGUUCAUGUCUGGACUCAUGGCAACCAGAGGCGACGAGAUGCUCCCGGAGCAAGAGGAGGUGCUGCGGCGGCAUCUUCCCCUCGCCUCUUACAGAGAGCGCAAAGCAGGCUGCCGACACUUCUUCUGGAAGACGUUCACCUCAUGUUAAAGGAAAAAAAUGUUUUGUCAUCUAUGUUUGCUCACUUAAUGGUGCAAAAUACUCAGGUGUUUUGUUGAUCCUAAACAGUAAAAUGCUGUUUUUACCAAGACCGGCAGGGAUGUCACAGUGUGUGAAAUAAAAUGCUCUUAUUUUGAAAACACUGUUCACCAAUGAUUCCACUGAUUUAUUUAUUUUUUAUGCUCCAGAAUUUAUUUUCAUUAAGAUUCUAAAACUAACACAAGAUGCAUUUAAAACAGUGAAGCAGUAGACUUCAUGUCUAGCAAGAGCCUUCAUUUCCCAUAAUGCAAAGACCUGCCUGGUCUAUGCUUGAUAAGCUUCAUCUGCUCUGUAGGGUUUUUCUGCAGCAAGUCAUCAAAUAGUGUAGGGAUCAUGGGAGAUGUUGUCUUUUUGCGAGUAGACAUUUGUGUAACAGAGUCUAAUAGAGAUUUGUGUGCACUGAAAGAUUACCACUGUAAUGAUAUUUUGUUUGUAACGAUUCAAAGAGGUGGUAUAUUGCUUUUUUCAUAUUAUGUCAAGAUAAAAUGUUAGACAUCAGUAAGCUAUUUAGAGGUGGGGUUGGCAGGAAUCC